Molecule: messenger RNA, 3151 nt
Organism: Phytophthora sojae
Lineage: Eukaryota; Oomycota; Peronosporomycetes; Peronosporales; Peronosporaceae
Exons: 4
Coding region: 26-2353 (775 amino acids)
Biological process (GO): phosphatidylinositol phosphate biosynthetic process
Source: RefSeq, a predicted model, not a curated record
CUCCUCUCCGUUCUAUUAGUGCGCCAUGACUGCCGCGACGUCCGGCCCCUUGUUGCGCCCGCUGCUGGCCGCCUGCUUCUCCGCCAGCGUGCACGGCGGCCGCGUGAUCCGCGAGGUGGUGCAGCAGCACGUGGCGCUCGACAUGGUCAACAAGCAGGAGGGCGCCUACGAUCCGCAGACGGUGGCUGACCGCCGCUCGCAGCAGCGGAUCAUCCACGCGCUGCGCGAGGCCUUCCCGCUGCUGACCAUCGUGGGCGAGGAGGGCGAGCUCGCCCCGCCCGCCCCCGAGGACGUGGUCAAGUGCGACCUGCACGCGCUGGACGACGUGGACUUCGAAGGCGGCGAAGACGCGCAGAACCGCGCGCUGGGCUGGAACGACCUCGUGCUGUGGGUCGACCCGCUGGACGGCACCAAGCGCUUCGCCGCCAAGCUCUACGACGAAGUGUCGGUGCUCAUCGGCAUCACGUACAAGCAGCGUCCCAUCGCGGGCGUCGUCCACCUGCCCUUCCACGGCGAGCACGGCGUCACCUACUGGGGUGGCCCGGAUGUUGGCGUGUUCCGCAGCGAGCACGAGGAGAGCGAAGCCCAGACGACGCACGCCAAGUUCCCCAAGCAGACGCCGACGUUCCCGCAGCGCUCGCUGGUCUGCACCGUGUCGUCGACCAACUGCGACCUCGUGAACAGUGCCAUGCGGCUGCUGGUCCCCUCCUCGAUCCUGACGGGCGGCGCUACUGGUACCAUGGUGCUCGGAGUGAUCACCGGCCACAGCGACGCCUUCUUCCGCUUCAAGGCGGCAACCCGCAAGUGGGAUAUUUGCGCGGUGGAGCCUCUAAUCGAGGCCCUCGGCGGCAAGCUGACUGACACACAGGGCAACGAGUACGUGUACGACCACGUCGCCAACGCGCCCGACUUCGACAACGAGCGCGGACUGCUGGCGUGCGUUGAGCCCGAGGCACAUCAAACGUUGCUGAACGUCAUGGCCAAGGUCAAUCUCACCAGUGCGCUGGAUGGCCGCGAGUUGACGCCGCAGUGGUUUCAAGAGUGUGUUUUCCCUGGGCGAAAAGUGACGGCAGUGCACGUCGUGCCCAGAUCCAUCCACCGAGGCAAGCACUCGGCUGUCGCGAAACUCGAUGUCUAUUUUGCAGACAAUGGCAGCAAAACCACCGUGUUCCUGAAGAAGUCCGUGAAGAACGACCUCCCCGCGCGAUCGGCUGCACACUGGAAACGGGAUAUCGCCUCGUAUUGCAACGAGGCCACAUUUUAUUCGCAUUUCGCGAGUGUUGUUCAUGCGCGAGGAGUAUCGCUGAUCCGACCGCUCGCAGUGUUCCAGAGCAAUGCUGCUGGCCAAUGUACGGCCAACAUGGUUGCAGCCACGGCCAGCGAUGCAGAGCAUGCAGCUACGUGCUCAUGUCCGGAAAACUUCAUGAUGCUGCUCGAGUGCCUGGGAUCAGCGUCUCCGGCAUCGUCUGCGGCGGACGAGUCCUGCUCGCUGGCCAACUACGAGGCCGCUGACUGUCUUGAGCUCGCAGACACCCGCCAAGCAUUGAGCUACCUUGCGGAUCUCCACGCGUCGGCUUGGGGUCAAGAAGAUCUGCUCGAAAAUGCAGCUUCGGAGCUUUGGUCUGCUGCCUGCUGGUGGGCAUUUCCGAAGCGAGGCGACAAGGAACUCGCCCAGGCGUCGGAGAUUUGGUCGCAGAUGCUUAGUCACUGGCUCAAGGUCUUUGAAGCUGAGUCAUCGUUACCAUCGACAGCAGGGCUCGAGUCUCUGGGCGAGCGCAUGAUCGAGGAAGCUGCGUACAUCAGCAACUGUCUGUCCGUCGACGCCAACCCGGAGUUGAGAACGCUGGUGCAUGGCGACUUCAAAAGCGCCAACCUGUUCUUCGAGGCGACAUCGCGCAAGGUGGUGGCCUUCGACUGGCAGUGGAGUGGCGUGGGGAUCGGAGCCAUGGACGUGGCCAACCUGCUCAACACGUCGGUGAGUAUCUCUCUGCUCGCCAGCGACGAGCACGAGCUUGAGCUGCUGCGGUUCUACUACGACUGCCUCAGCGAGAGACUGCAGGCGCUUGGGGCCACGUCUGACUUGCAGAAGAGCUACCCGUUCGAAGCCUUCGAGCGCCACUACAUGCUGGCCUCGCUCGAGUACGCACGCUUGCUGAUCUCCAACUUUUGGAAGCUCAUGACGCCCGAGAGCUGCGCGGCCAAGGCCGGUAACGCCAACUGCGGCCUCGGGUACAGGUCGGCCCCGCAUGUCGUGCGCAUGGUGCGCAAGCUGCACCAGGGACUGGAACGCGUCAAGGCGGAGCGUGUGAUGCUCGAUGCGCUCGGAUCGCUCGUGGGGCUGGUCGGAUUCUAAACACUUUCUAGCCGGCCCCACUCUAGUCGCGCCUCUUACUUGUGUACAUGCACGCUGCGCUCGACUUGCUACGGCGACGUUAAAACUUCUCAUAAAAACUUGGUUCUUCUCUCGGGCGUGCGUGGUUGGGUUGGUACUUCACUGGAGUCUUCAGGUCAUGCUGAAGUGCGAGAACGGCACGUGGUUCUCCUGCUCGGCGGCCUCGCGCUCCGCGUCCUGCUGGUAGUACGCUCGUCGCAGCGCGUUGGCCGAGCGCGACGUGGUGAGCAUGUUGGGGCCCACGAAGUCCCGCGGCGUGACGGUGCCGUCCUCGCUGAAGCUAAAGCUGCUGCGCGAGCUGAUGCUCGGCGACAGCGGAGCCUUGGCCACUUCGUCGUACGAGUUGAGGUUGGCCAGGAACUCAAUGUACUCGGGGGCCUCGCUGGCCGCCGGGUGGGCCUCGAUGGCCGUGAGCACGCGCUCCAGCGCGAGCCGCUUCUUCUGCAGGGCCGUCUGCGUCUCGCCCACGAAGAAGGUGAGCAGGCUGUCGUUGGGCAGCUUGGGCAGCGACGACUUGCCGCCCUUGGUCAUGAGCGGGGCCACAGCCUCGUGCAGCCGCUUGAAGUCCUCGAAGCUGCGGCGCACCGCGUACGACUGCGUCGUGCAGGGCCGCGAGGCCAGCUUGGAGACGUCCGCGGCGUCGCGCUUCUUGAGGCGGGUGGCGCUGGCGUUGGGCGCCGCGUUCUCCUCGCCGAACGAGCGCGUGACGUGCAGCAGGUAUCGCCAGGUGCCGGUCUUGCGGUCCUGCACGAGGCCGCG